This is a messenger RNA of Cannabis sativa, 2050 nucleotides long. Its product is annotated as putative F-box/LRR-repeat protein At4g15060. The transcript is spliced from 3 exons. The record is from RefSeq and is a predicted model, not a curated record. The coding region runs from base 328 to 1752 and encodes 474 amino acids. Gene Ontology annotation, molecular function: protein binding. NCBI's taxonomy places the organism in Eukaryota, Viridiplantae, Streptophyta, Magnoliopsida, Rosales, Cannabaceae.
CACUCCGUCCAUAUCACCCUCUCAAUAGUCUUUCUUCCCUUCCUCUGCUUUUUUUUCUUGGACAGAUAGCAUCAGAAGACACGUCGAUUCCUCUUCCAUUUUCUUGGACUGAGAGCAGUACAGGUAUACUUCCUCUUCAAGCUAAACCCAUUCAUCUCUCAGACUCUCACUCUCUCUCUCUCUCAGGUCCUAUUAAUCUUUUUCUUUCCAAAGAAACCCUCUCCGCCUUAGGUGGUUGAAGAAAGAGAACGUUUCUGCAGCUACACACAAGUCAAAUUUAGUUUGAGUCUUUUGAACUCCGUGGCUGAAACUGAAAGGAUCAGUAGGAUGAGUGAUCUUCCGGAGAAAAAAAGAACUAAAGGGACAUCAAUGGUUGAGGCUGAGGCUGAGGACAGAAUAUCUAAACUACCUGAUGCAAUUAUUGUACAUAUUCUCUCAUUUCUACCUACUACGGAUGUUGUUCAGACAUGCAUCCUCUCAAAGCGUUGGAAAUUUAUAUGGUUUUCAGUUCUCAAACUCAGUUUCUCCGAUACUAGUACUACUGCUCCCGAAUUUCUAAAGUUCCAAAAUUAUGUUGACAAUUGCUUGGAACACCGCAAGAGAGGUCUGUAUUUUAUUGCUGAUUCAGCUGUAACUAGUUUCAAGCUUCAGAUAGAAUGCUAUCGAAAAAGCAAGGCUCGCAGUCUAGAUAAAUGGUUAAGUUUUUCAGUUGACAAUAAAAUCAAGGAGUUGAGCCUUAGCUUAGAACCAGGAAAAGGUAAGAGUUACGGUUAUUACUACUACUGCUUACCUAAAACAGUAUCCAACUUAAGAGCUUUGACGAUUUUAGAAUUGAGUGGAAUUGAGUUGCGUUACUCAUUUGGUUUUCCGUCCUUGAAAUUAUUAUCAUUAGAACGCAUUCGGCUUGCAGAUAAUGAUGUGCUAUCCAAGUCUUUGUUGGAUUGCCCAUCCCUUGAGAAACUGGUGUUAAGUUCAUAUAAAUGUUUGAGUAUUCAUGAUCAUCCCCUUCGGGUACAAAGCUCAAGCCUCAAGUUCAUGAUAAUUGAAUUUGAUGGAUCCCUUCAAGUUGAAGCCAUAAAUCUUGAAUCUUUGGUGCUACGUAGUGGUUGUUUUAAGGACAUAAAUCUCUCUGCAUGUAUGGCAAUUAGAAAUCUCUCACUAUCUAAUUGUAAAUGGGGUAUGACAGACCAGUCAUCAUUUGAAGAUUUCAUUUUAAACCUUCCUCUCCUUGAGGAUUUGACUCUAGAGAAUGUUUAUUGUAUGUCCGGAUUGGAGCAUCUUAAAAUCUCAAAUCAACACUUGAAAUGCUUUAAGUUGAGAAAUACACACCACCCUGGUGAUAUGGUCAUGGAUUUCACAAUUAAAUCAGCACCAAAAUUGGUAUCAUUUUAUUAUGAAGGUAAUAUCAAUUGUCGUAUAUCAUUGGAAUCACCCAAUUUGUUGAAUGGAAAAUUUGUAUUUGAUGAUUAUCAUUACGAAUAUGCAACAAAUUGGUUUAUCGGUAUGAUGAAUUUUUUUCUGAAUUUCAAUUGCUCUUGGGAUAUUGUAACACUCCACCUUUUUUCUGAUAAGGCUUUCAUCAUGCCAGACAAUUGGAAAAGGAUAUGUCGUUCUAAUUUACUCAAUUGGAAGCAUCUCAGGCUUGUUAUUACUCAUUGUUAUGCCGAGAGAAAGUCAGAUUUAGAAGAUGUGCUGAUUUGGAUUUCACCCUCUUUGAAAACAUUAUCUGUUAAUGGAGAGAACAUAUUCUAGUGGCCUUUUGCAAUAUUAUCAUAACUAAUGCUAUAUUAUUAGUAUUUUUGAGGUAACUUGGUACUAAUGAAAUUGGCUACUUUUGCCGAGUUGGUUUGUUUUAAGAACUUAAGGGAUGGUAAAAGACUAGAAGUUGAAUGUUAUUGUUAUCCCCUUGCUCUAAUGUAUUUUGGAGGGUAAUGAUAAACCUUUGUUGGGAUGUAUUUUGGUGAUUUUCUUUGUAUUUUGAGACCCUUUAGUUUAAAUGAAAAUCCAAGUUAACCAUCGAAGGAAAAAGAAAACUUUUUUUGUUGUCGUU